UCGCCUCUGUCUAUUCUCAACGCGCAACUCAUAUCUACGUCUCUCUGGCCCGCCACCUGCGUUUCCUUCCCCACGUCUGGCGCACCGCAUCACUCAAUACCAUUCUAUCAUGCCGGUCCCUAUGGAAAGCGUCGCUCAACAGCGUCGCCCUCAACUAAACUCCCGCGCCUGCUCAUACCAAGAUACCUCUCGAUACCGUGCAUCCGGCGCUGCUCCUCAACUUGCUAGGACAAAUAGCUCCCAAUAUACACCAUAUGGGGAGGAAGACGUGAACAAACCGAAGGUCGUUGGGGAGCUUGCGGCAGUCUCUGACAACGCGCCCGAACAAGUAGUCGAAAGGCCGGCGCUCACGCGCACCUUCACACGAGAGGCAUGGGUUAAGCAAAUGACCUCCGGUGUUAGCGCUACGCCCAAGCAGAGCCCUUCCGUAUAUGGUCCUAGACAGAGCCCAUUCAUCCCAGGGGGUCAUUACAACCCCUCAGGAUCUGGCUUAUCUACACCUGCUGGCGAUUCCGGACUUACAACAUCGAGCGCUUGGGGCCCAGCCUCCCCUUCAUUGACUGGAACGUUCAAUGUUUCUUCCGACCUUCACUCGUCCGAGAACAAUGACGCCGACGGCAAGCAAACCUUCGCGUUCACAGUUCAUGCGGAACGCAAUCUGUCUGCCCACAGUAGGCCUGGCACCCCAGUGAACGAUGCCGGAGACCGCGUACCGGAGUCUGUUGCGGAGACGGUCGAACGACACAGGGAAGGUCAGGAAGUUGUUGACGCUACACCGCUGACGGGCCGGAAGGUGAUGGUCGCCGUUGACGCGGCUGAUCAAGACGGCCUCAAUACCCUGGCGUACGCUUGCGACAAAGUGGUCCAUCCUGGCGACGUUUUGUACGUUGUGCGGGUCGUUCGUGAACAGCGUGGCUUCAAAGGUAUGCGGCAUGUUCGUAAAUGCGGUCACUGCAGCUCCCGUGUCUGAUACUGAUCCUAACUUCAAUUCACAGGUUCAUACUCUGCAGCAGCUGAAAUGCUUCGUAGCAUCGAGUUACGCGCCCGUGGGGAGGCCGAGCUCAUCACAUGCCAAGCCAUUCGGGAGCUCGGCAAGGCAGGAAAGAAGGCAGUCGACGUCUACGUCACAUACCGAGUCGGCGACCCCCGCGCGUGCAUUCGCGAGCUUGUCGGAAAGGAAGCACCUCAGAUACUCGUCGUCGGAAACAACAGGAAGAGGGUAGCUAGCGGAUCCGUGUCCAAGGGCGCC
This is a messenger RNA of Fimicolochytrium jonesii, 1249 nucleotides long. RefSeq lists its product as uncharacterized. The transcript is spliced from 3 exons. The coding region runs from base 110 to 970 and encodes 286 amino acids. NCBI's taxonomy places the organism in Eukaryota, Fungi, Chytridiomycota, Chytridiomycetes, Spizellomycetales, Powellomycetaceae. The record is from RefSeq and is a predicted model, not a curated record.